Labeo rohita (rohu) is the source of this 3835-nucleotide messenger RNA. It is a transcript of the gene c7a, whose product is annotated as complement component 7a. Lineage: Eukaryota; Metazoa; Chordata; Actinopteri; Cypriniformes; Cyprinidae. Gene Ontology annotation, molecular function: protein binding. Bases 114 to 2648 code for a protein of 844 amino acids. Gene Ontology annotation, biological process: immune response. The transcript is spliced from 18 exons. The record is from RefSeq and is a predicted model, not a curated record. Gene Ontology annotation, cellular component: membrane attack complex.
UUUUGUGAGAUAGGGAUUGACAUAUGGAAGACAGGGACUGGGAGUGUUUCCUGCCUGCACACAGUAAAGACAGAGUUUGGAGAGAGAUGUGCAAACUGCUUUAGAUUAUUACAAUGAAGUGUGUGUUCCUGCAUGAAGUCUUUCUUGUCUCUCUGUUGUCUUCAGCUGCAGUUACACAUGCAGUGUCAGUGAGGUCCAUCAGGUCUGUGUCUGAUCCUGUGAACUGCCAGUGGGGACCCUGGUCCCCUGAAAGCUGGUCCGCCUGUGAUGGCUGCUCCAAAACACAGACACAGAGCCGCUCCAUUGCAGUCUACUCUCAGUUUGGUGGUCAGCCUUGCACCGGGAGCUCAAGCCGCACUCAGUCAUGCGUACCGACUCAGGUCUGUCCUCUACAGGAGGGUUGUGGUGAACGUUUUCGCUGCCAGUCCGGCAAAUGUAUCAGCCAGUCUCUGGUAUGCAAUGGAGAUCAUGACUGUGAAGAUGGCUCAGAUGAGUGGAAAUGCGACAGUAAAUUGCUUUGCGACCUGGAAAAACCUCCACCGAAUGUAGAGCUCACUGGUCAAGGGUUUGAUGCAGUAAGUAAAAAGGCAAGAGGAACAGUUAUCAACACCAAAAGCUUUGGAGGUCUGUGUAAAAAGACCUUCAGUGGAGACCACAUGGACCUAUACAGACUUCCCCAAAGUGUCCUCAGAUACACCUUCCAGGUCACAGCAAAAAAUGAUUUUUCAGAUGAAUCCUAUGACAGCACUUGGCACUACAUUAAUCACAUUGAAGAACAUUCAAGUACAACAGGCACAUCUUAUGGGCAUAGCAGUUAUGUCUUCCAUGAUGAGAUGUUCCAGUCAAAGUCCAAAAAUCUGCUGAUCAUGCAGAGUGAUGUGAAUGUGGCCCAGUUCCAAAACCAGGCCCCAGAAUAUCUGCCACUUUCAGAAGAGUUCUGGAAAGCGCUGCUGUCCUUGCCUGUCUCAUAUGAUUAUGCUGCCUAUCGCAAUGUGCUGGAGAGAUUUGGGACCCACUAUAUUUCAGAGGGCACUCUUGGGGGCCAAUUCAGAUUAUUUAUGAUGGUCGGUCAAGAUGUCAUGAAAAAAAUGCAAACUGUAAAAAGAGAGUAUAAACACUGUCACAGAACAUUCCAUUCUAUCCUGUUUUUCAUCAGGUGGAGCACACAAAGUUGCAGUGAAGACUCAUUUGAGGAUUCUCAAUCAUUUUAUAACAGCAUUACAGAAAAUGAUUUUACCACAGAUAUCAUUGGUGGAGCUCCUGCAUAUGUAGCGAAAUUGUCGAUGUUAAACAAACACACACCAGUGGAGAAUGGCAGGACUUUCUCGCAGUGGUCAGGUUCAGUGAAGAACAUUCCAGAAGUGAUCAACCCGAAGCUCAGACCUCUCCAUGAGCUGGUGAAAGAGGUCUCGUGUGCGGGGGUGAAAAAGCAUCACUUAAAGCGUGCAAUUGAGACUUAUCUCAGCGAGAAACAGCCAUGUCGCUGCAGAGAAUGCAAGAACAACGGGAUGCGCGUGCUUAGUGGUGACGUCUGUAAGUGUGUGUGUAAACCAGGCACCUUCGGCCAGGCGUGUGAAUAUGGGACGCCAAAAGAUGAACUGCCAGGAGUGAUUCAUGGAGACUGGGCGUGUUGGUCUUCAUGGAGCACCUGCAAGGAAGGUCAGAAAAGCCGGAGCCGCACCUGCAGUCGUCCCGCUCCUUCAGGCGGCAGGGACUGCAUUGGGAACGCUGUGGAGACGACAGCCUGUGAUGAGGCACAGGAAUUAGAUUACCUCCGUACAAUGGAGCCUCACUGCUUUGAAGAUUCAUUAACGCCUAGGAAAAGCUGUAAAACGCCCCCCUUCCUUGCUAAUGGGUUUGUUUUGUACCCCACAGAUGCAUAUCCAAUAGGCAGUAAGAUUGAGUAUGCUUGCAUUGAGGGUUUCCGCCUGAUCGGAGAUCCUAUAGCAGAAUGCGAUGAAAAUCUAGACUGGUUCCGACAUGAAAUAGAGUGCAAGAAAGCAUUAUGUGAUCCACCUCAGCUUCCUCCAGAUGUCACUGAAAGCCCAAGGAAGCUUACCUAUAACAUUGGUGAAGCUGUCUCACUUUCCUGCCCUGAAGGGAAAGUCAUAGAAGGUCCGGCUGAGAUUCAGUGCAACGCUGGCCUUUCCUGGUCACCACAACCACAAGAAACCAGGUGUCUCACAGUUUUUAAGUCAGCCGAUGUGCCAGUGCAAUGCCAGCCAUGGGAGAACCUGGCAAAGGACAAAUGUGUCUGUAAAGUACCCCACGAGUGCAAGACUUCCUUGGAGUUAUGUGCCAUUGAUGAGAAGCGCGGUCGGACACGGACACUGAGUCUGUGUAAAAUACAGGCUAUGCGCUGUCUGGGACAUCAGUACGCCCUUGCUGAAGACACUGCCUGCCGGUGGCCCCAACGCUCAUCCACUGCUUGCCCGCACUGCACUCUUUGGGAGACGUGUGAUGAGCAAACAAACAGCUGCCGUUGCAAGACAAGUGAGGAAUGCUCAUCCCCGGACGCCUGGAUCCAUGUGUGUGUGCAGCAGGAAGAAGCGUCUGCACCAGUGACAAUGACAGAAUGCGAGGCGGCUGUGAGGAAAUGCAGAGGAGAGGCUGUCCGCGUUGUCAGCAUUGAACCCUGUCAGUCAUAAUCUCAGAGCUUCACUAAUGAAUUAAAUAGUGUAACAAUUUAUGUUGAACCCUGAGAAGAGUUUUCUCAGGUUUGCAGAGGAUUCAGUUAAAACACCAUGAACAUGCUUUAAAAAAAAUGGUAAAACAGUUUGGGCAGGACAAGAAAUAUAGUGCUGCAGUGACAGUGUUUUUGUAGGCAAACAUGGAAGUUAGCAUCACCAUAAGAUUUUUCCAAUGGCUUUUAAAUUUUUUUGCAGAAAAUAAGCUCUGUAUCCAAAAAGGUUUAUCCAAAGUUUAUUAUUCUUACACAUUAUGUUUAUCAUGAUAAUUUUCACAAAUAAAACUGAAAGUUUGAGUUGGAAUUGUUUGCAGGAGUGCAAAACAUAAACACAGCAAGGCUGUGAAAGCAGACUAGUGAUGCAUUUUCCUCAUUCUGUACAGGGUAUCUGCAGGAUUUUUAUCAAAAACAAAAAGUUUUAUCAAAUCAUACACUUCCAGUCAGAAGUUUCUGAGCAGUACGAUUUUUAAUGUUUCUUUAAAAGUCUCUUCUGUUCACCAGGCCUGCAUUUAUUUGAUCCAAAGUACAGCAAAAACAGUACAAUUUUGAAAUAAUUUUACUAUUUAAAAUAACUGUUUUCUAUUUGAAUAUAUUUUAGGAAUUUUUAUUUUUUGGCAUUUUUGCCUUUAUCAGAUAUGAUAGAAAGCGAAGUGGGAGAGAGGGGGGGCGGGAUUCGAACACAGGACGUCCAUAGCGCAAAGGCGCUGCAUGUCUGUGCGCUGCCCACAAGGCUAUCGGUGCUGACUUACUUUAAUAUAUUUUAAAAUUUAAUUUAGUCCUGUGAUUUUAAAGCUGAAUUUUUAGCGUCAUUGACUGACUCCAAUCUUUUGAAUGGUAUAAUGUUACAAAAGUUUUUUAUUUCAAAUAAAUGCUGAUCUUUGGAUCUUUCUAUUCAUCAAGGAAUCUAGAAAAAAUGUACUCAACUGUUUUAAAUAGUGUUAAUAAUAAUAAAUAUUUCUUGAAUAGCAAAUCAGCAUAUUAGAAUGAUUUCCGAAGGAUCAUGUGACACUGAAGACUUGAGUAAUGAUGCUGAAAAUUUAGCUUUAAUCACAGCAAUAAAUUACAUUUUAAAAUAUAUUUAAAUAGAAAGUAGUUAUUUUAAAUAGUAAAAAUAUUUCACAAUACAACUGCUUUUACUGUAUUUUGGAU